AUGGCUUAUUCUAACAAGGGUAAAAGGCCUAGCCUGAAAGUCCACAUCAACACCACGAGUGACUCCAUCUUCCUAAAGUUCCUGCGUCCAAGUCCAAACACAAAGCUUGAAGGUUUUCUCCUGGGUUACGGCAGCAACUUAUCUCCAAACCAGUACUUCCCUCUUCCCACAGAAGGGAAAUACACUGAGGCUGUAGUCGAUGCAGAGCCGAAAUAUCUGAUAGUUGUGCGACCUGCUCCCCCUCCAAGCCAAAAGAAGUCAUGCUCAGGUAAAUCUCGUCCUCGCAAACCUCUCCAGCUGGUGGUUGGCACUCUGACACCAAGCUCAGUCUUCUUGUCCUGGGGUUUCCUCAUCAAUCCACAUCACGACUGGACUUUGCCAAGCCACUGUCCCAAUGACAGAUUUUACACAAUCCGCUACAGAGAAAAGGAUAAGGAAAAGAAAUGGAUUUUUCAACUCUGUCCAGCCACGGAAACAAUUGUAGAAAAUCUGAAGCCCAACACAGUUUAUGAAUUUGGGGUAAAAGACAAUGUGGAAGGUGGAAUUUGGAGUAAGAUUUUUAAUCACAAGACUAUUAUUGGAAGUAAAAACAAAGUAAACGGGAAAAUCCAAAGUACCUAUGACCAAGUCCAUACAGUACCAGAAUAUGUUCCAAGGAAGCUAAUCCCAGUAACAAUCAUCAAACAAGUGAUUCAGAAUAUUACUCACAAGGCUUCAACUAAAUCCCCAGACAAGACUCCUUUUGGAGGAACAGUACUAGUCCACCUUAUUAUUCCAGGUCUUAAUGAAACCACUGUAAAACUUCCUACAUCUAUUAUGCUUGAGAUUUCAGAUGCACUCAAGGCACAAUUAGCGAAGAAUGAAACCUUGGCAUUACCUGCUGAAUCUAAAACACCAGAGGCUGAAAAAGUCCCUGCACAGCCCAUAACAGUGACUCCUGAAACAGUUCCAAGAAGCACUAAACCUACUGUGUCUAGUGCAUUAGACAUUUCAGAAACAACACUAGUUCUCAGUGGAAGGACCCAGGAAACAUCACAAACUAUCCUAAUACCUAAGUUCGAAUUGCCACUGAGUACUCUAGCUCCAAAAAGGCUUCCAGAGUUUCCUGAGGCAAAAACAACCUUCCCUGUUGAGAAACCUGGGGGUACCUUGGCUUCAAGUGGAAAGCCAAAGAUGGUACCUACAGCUAAAGCAUCUGAAGAUUCCAGGAUUGUGCAGCCUCAAACUGCAAUUUAUGAUGUUUUCUCAAGCUCUACAACUUCAGAUGAGCCUGAAAUAGAGUCCCACACAGCAACAAGUGAUCCUAUUCUGGAAUCUGUCCCACCUAAAACUUCUAGAACUCUUGAACAGCCAAGGGAAACACUGGCUCCAAGUGAAAUACCAUUUUCUCCUCUAAAAGUGGAAACCUUUACCAGUCCUGAAAUGCAACCUACAACAUCUGCUCCCCAGCAAACUACAUCUGUCCUUUCUACACCUAAACGACGUCCCAGACCCAAGCCAUCAAGAACUAAACCUGCCCCAGAACCUCAGUCCCUUCUGCCAGCACAGUCAACGAAAGCUCCACCAAAGACCAUAAGACCAGGUCGUCGCCCCCGCCCUAAAACUACACGUAGUCCAGAAGUGCCCAAGUCCAAACCUGCUCUGGAACCUACCACAGUACAAAUGGAGCUCUUGGUACCCACAAUUGCACCCAAACCAUCCAAGACACCUCAAAUCACAGAUGUACCCCAAAUCCAGCCUGAUUUAAAACCACCAAAGCAAUUACUUCCUAAAUCCAAAGCCACAGCAAAACCAGACUUGCUACCAACUAAACCUGUUUUUGAGCCUGUUACAUUCAAGACUGACGCUCCCUCCAUAAACAUAGUUCCUACCACAGACACUGAACCUGUAAUUCUGAGAACCAAGGCUCCAGUGACAUUAGCUCCAAAAAUAACACAAAGAACAAGAACUCGUCGUCCACGUCCUAAACAAAAAACUACUCUGAGCCCAAAGAUACCUCACACUGAACCAGACUUUAGACCUGUUACUCCGGGGCCACCUUUAGCUCCAACAACCAAAAGAUCCCGUCGUCCACGUCCCAAACCUAAAACCACAUCCCAUCCAGAAGUACCUCACACAAUGCUGGCUCUCAAAGUGUCUCAACAACCAGAUCGUCCACAUCCCAAACCUAAAACCACACGGAGUCCUGAAGUACCCCAGACAGAACUGGUUCUUACUACGGUCUUUGAACCAGUGACUCCUAUAAAAGAGGCUCCAGGGACAUCAUUUGUUUCUGUUACAGAUCUUGAAACUGUUACAGACUUUGAGCCUGUUACAACCCUUGAACCUGUUACUCUUAGGACUGAGACCUCUGGGGCAACAUUAGCUACCAAAACACCUCAAAGAACCCGUCGUCCACGACCCAGACCCAAAACCACACCAAGCCCUCAAGCACCUAAGACCAAACCUGUACCUGCGACAGUCCUUGAACCUGUUACUCUUAGACCUGAGGCUCCAGGAACAACAUUAGCUACCCAAACAUCACAACAGAUACGUCAUCCAUAUCCCAGACCAAAGCCCAUACCAGGUCCUGAAGCUGAGUCCAAACCAGUUCCCACAAGACAGCUGGAAUCUGUGACACUCAGAACUGAGACCUGGGUGACAACACAAGCUCCUAAAACAUCAAAACGGACCCGUCGUCCGCGUCCCAAACCUAAAACCACACCAACUCCUGAAGCUCCUCAAACCAAACUGGUUCCUGCUACAAAUCUUGAACCUGGUGUCCUUAGAACUGAAGCUCCAGAAAUCGUGGUUCUUGCUACAGUACUUGAACCUGUCACUGUUAGAACCAAGGCUCCAGAAACAACAUUAGCUCCUAAAAGACAAAGAACACGUCGUCCACGUCCCAGACCUAAAACCACAGCAAGUACUGGAGUAUCCCAGACUAAAUCGGCUCCUGUUCCAGACUUUGAACCUGAUUUUCAUAGUAUUCAGUCUCCAGGAACAACAUUAGCUCCCACUGAACUGAAAACUCUUCUUUUGAAACCAGUGACAUCACCAAGCCUAGAUAUCACACAAAGUCAACCUGUUUCUGAUGUUCUGGAAUCGGUUACAUUUAGCAUGGGGUCAUCAAAGGAGACAAUAGCACCAACUGAGAGAUAUUAUGUAUAUCCCACUACCAAAGCACCUCUCAGGCCAGAGGAUCCAACAACUGAGGAUGUUGUGGAAUCUAUUACAUAUGUGUCUGAACCUCCUGAGACUUCGCUAGAAACAACACCUCUGCCUUCCCAAACUAUAAUCCUACCCAGUCCAGAUGAGCCUCAGACUGAACCUGCUCCCAGGCAGACACCACGUGCUCCUCCCAAGCCAAAAACAUCAUCACACCCAAGAAUCCCACAAACUCAACCAGUUCCAAAGGGGUCCCAGCAAGCUACUUCAAAACCAAAAAUGUCACCAAGUCCAGAAGUGUCAUACCCUGUACCUGUUCCAAAGGAUGUGUUCCUUCCGCAUAAACCAGACCCCGAGGUCUCUCAGAGUGAACCUGUUCUGCAACCUGUUACCUUUAGAAUUGAGCCACCAAAGACAACAAUAGCUCCUUUAGAGACACGAGGUAUCCCUUUUAUACCUAUUAUUUCACCGAGUCCUAGCGAAGAAGAACUACAAACCAUCCUGGAAGAAACAGACCAAUCCACCCAAGGGCUCUUCACAACUAAGAUUCCACGAACGACUGACUUGGCAAAGACAACGCAGGCAACACACAGACAAUACACUACUCCUGCGAGGCCCAGGAUACCUGAAAAACCACAUUUCAGACCUGUUUUGAACAGGACAACUACAAGACUGAUUAGACCCAAACCCAGUGGAAUACCCAAUGGGAAUGGAGUUAGAACAGGAGUCAAGCAAGCACCCAAGCCAUCGGGUAGUGGUAGAAAUGUGUCAGUGGAUUCUACCCAUGCCACAAAAAAAACAGUGACAAUCCCAGGGAGUCGCCGCCCUCCUCUGCCACCUAGACCUAUACCCCCACGAAGAAAACCUCUACCACCAAAUAAUGUCACUGGAAAGCCAGGAAGUGGAGGAAUCAUUUCAUCAGACUGGGUAACUUCCCCACCCCUGAGGGCAACACUCAAACCUAUUGGAACCCCCUCGGAGGGACCAGAGAUAGAUAAAAAGCAGCCAACAGUCCCUGCCUCUGGAGAAGAGCUUGGUAAUACAACUGAUUUUAGCUCGAGUCCAACAAGGGAAACUGAUCAUCUUGGGAAACCCAGAUUCAAAGGUCCUCAUGUGCGAUAUAUUCCCAAACCUGACAACAAGCCCUGCUCUAUCACUGACUCUGUCAAACGGUUCCCAACCGAGGAAGCCACAGAGGGGAAUGCCACCAGCCCACCACAGAACCCACCCACCAACCUCACUGUGGUCACGGUGGAAGGGUGCCCCUCAUUUGUCAUCUUGGACUGGGAGAAGCCACUAAAUGACACUGUCACAGAAUAUGAAGUUAUAUCCAGAGAAAAUGGGUCAUUCAGUGGGAAGAAUAAGUCCAUUCAAAUUACAAAUCAAACCUUUUCCACAGUGGAAAAUCUGAAACCAGACACAAGCUAUGAAUUCCAGGUGAAACCCAAAAACCCACUUGGUGAGGGCCCAGUCAGCAAUACAGUGGCAUUCAGUACUGAAUCAGCUGAUCCAAGAGUGAGUGAGCCAGUUUCUGCAGGAAGAGAUGCCAUCUGGACUGAAAGACCCUUUAAUUCAGACUCUUAUUCAGAAUGUAAGGGUAAACAGUAUGUCAAAAGGACCUGGUAUAAAAAAUUUGUAGGAGUGCAACUCUGCAACUCUCUCAGAUACAAGAUUUAUUUGAGUGAUUCCCUCACAGGAAAAUUUUAUAACAUAGGCGAUCAGAGGGGCCAUGGAGAAGAUCACUGCCAGUUUGUGGAUUCAUUUUUAGAUGGCCGCACAGGACAGCAACUCACUUCUGACCAAUUACCCACCAAAGAAGGCUAUUUCAGAGCAGUUCGCCAGGAACCUGUCCAAUUUGGAGAAAUAGGUGGUCACACCCAGAUCAAUUAUGUCCAGUGGUAUGAAUGUGGGACCACAAUUCCUGGAAAAUGGUAGAUGCUGUAAUCAUGCUCCAAAGUACUUCUGGCAAAAAAAAAAAAAAGGAUUGGAAAUACUAUGUUGUCACAUUCAUUCAAAGGUAUUUUGUUUACUGUGUAUAAAAAUCUGCAAUCUAAUUAAUAGUAUUAGAUGUUAAUUAGAAAAGAUUGCUGAAAAUAUUUAUCAGGUUUUAGUCAUUUUAAGAA
Messenger RNA from Castor canadensis (American beaver), 5270 nucleotides. Lineage: Eukaryota; Metazoa; Chordata; Mammalia; Rodentia; Castoridae. The record is from RefSeq and is a predicted model, not a curated record.